UGAAAGCUUGGUUUUCGUACUUGAAGCAAAAUUUGCAGAUUCCAACAUUUGUUGAGCAACAAUUCAAUCAAAUCAUGAAUAAAAUUGGGUUUUUAACACAGUCAGAUGGAUCAAGUGAAUGGAAACAAGGGUCAACUCGCGUUAUUUGUAAUGUUAAUGGUCCAAUUGAAAUUAAAAUUCGCGACGAGAAACUAAAUAAGGCUUCUGUGGAGGUUUUGGUUCAACCCAUGAAUGGAGCCUCUGAAACACUCGAGAGAAUGCUUUCCAACAGAAUAUCCAGUCUUUUAGAAGAUGCCAUCUAUUUGACCACUUAUCCUAGGACAUUGAUUCAGGUGUCGAUACAGGUUGUUGAAGGAAACUCGCAGGAUACGCUUGCGGCUGCAAUCAAUGGAGCUACACUGGCACUUUUGGACGCCGGUAUUUCCUUAAAGUACCUUCCAAGUGCGAUAACUUGUCACUGGAAGGAUCCCUUGGGCUUCAGCGAGUUUAAGAAUGUGACCGCCGAAGAACCAACAGAGAUGAUGAGUUCCAUAAUUAACUUGGCUUACAGCGUAUCUAUGCAGGAAAAAAAAUUGAUUCUCGUUGAAACUUCUGGGACAAUUCCUGAUGAAGAAUUCUUUUUGGUGCUAAGCAAGUCCCCAGCGCAUGUUGAUAAGAUCACUCAGGAAAUGAAGACCCUGUUCAUGAAUGCUUACAAUAAAGACCUACCUAUUGGCGAAAAGAAAGAAGAAGAGGAAGAAGAUGUAAAAAUGAAGGACUAAACAGAGAAAAUCGCUUAAUAACAUUUUAUCGCUGUUCUCCUGUUUUGAAACAUCAGUGAAUCGUCGAUCUUUUUUUACUUUUUUUGGAUAUUCUGCUUUUUACUUUUACUUUUAUCGAUGAUUAGAUGGAUUCUGUUAAUGAAAUGUAUAGGGAUUCUUAGGGCUGGAAGACUGCUGCUGCUGCAUGAUUAAAAUAAACCCUCACUCAACCUAUCGUAAUUGAGCUUCUACACACAUAAUAAGCUGCUUUCACA
This is a messenger RNA of Schizosaccharomyces cryophilus OY26, 1015 nucleotides long. RefSeq names its product exosome subunit Rrp46. Gene Ontology annotation, biological process: rRNA catabolic process; U4 snRNA 3'-end processing; nuclear mRNA surveillance. Gene Ontology annotation, cellular component: nucleolus; cytoplasmic exosome (RNase complex); nuclear exosome (RNase complex). The record is from RefSeq and is a predicted model, not a curated record. The coding region runs from base 75 to 761 and encodes 228 amino acids. NCBI's taxonomy places the organism in Eukaryota, Fungi, Ascomycota, Schizosaccharomycetes, Schizosaccharomycetales, Schizosaccharomycetaceae. The transcript is spliced from 2 exons.